AUGACUGCCGCACUUCGAAUGCUCGCUUAUGGAGUAACGGCAGAUCUUAUGGAUGAAUACUUACGAAUUGGAGAAUCUACUGCAAUGGAGUGUUUUAAACUAUUUGUUCAAGCGGUGAAUUCAAAAUUUUCCACCGAGUACUUGAGGUCGCCAACCCAAGAUGAUGUUGCUAGAUUGCUAGCAAUUGGCGCAAGUCGUGGAUUUCCAGGUAUGUUGGGAAGCAUUGAUUGCAUGCAUUGGAAGUGGAAGAACUGUCCAAAUGCUUGGAAAGGUAUGUAUUCUGGUCAUAUCCAUGAACCAACUAUUAUUUUGGAAGCCGUGGCAUCUUAUGAUCUUUGGAUAUGGCAUGCAUUUUUUGGGUUACCAGGGUCUCACAAUGACAUCAAUGUGUUAGAACGGUCUUCUGUAUUUACCAAUCUAGCUGAAGGGCGUGCACCUCUAGUAAACUACUCACUCAAUGGUCACAACUACACAAUGGGAUACUAUCUUGCCGAUGGUAUAUAUCCUCAAUGGGCAACAUUCGUAAAAACAAUUCAUGCUCCACAAGGAAAUAAAAGAAAGAAUUUUGCUGCAUCUCAAGAGUCAGCAAGGAAGGAUGUAGAGCGGGCAUUUGGAGUACUUCAAGCGCGAUUUGGUAUUGUGCGUGGACCUGCACGUUUACACAAACCUGAAAUGCUUAAAGAGAUUAUGAUGGCGUGCAUAAUAUUGCAUAAUAUGAUCGUUGAAGACGAGCGAGAUUUAUACCUUGGAGCAGAUGACUUCGAUUAUGAACAAAUCAAUGAGAUUCCACUCGAACCACCAUCACAUGAGCAUACAGUUGAGUUUUUGGAAUUCAUACAAAAUCAUCAUCGUAUUAGAGAUCGAGUAACUCAUUCUCAACUCCAGUCGGACCUUGUCGAGCAUUUAUGGCAACUACAUGGCCAAUAA
Corylus avellana is the source of this 927-nucleotide messenger RNA. The record is from RefSeq and is a predicted model, not a curated record. NCBI's taxonomy places the organism in Eukaryota, Viridiplantae, Streptophyta, Magnoliopsida, Fagales, Betulaceae.